Molecule: messenger RNA, 2005 nt
Organism: Ictalurus punctatus (channel catfish)
Lineage: Eukaryota; Metazoa; Chordata; Actinopteri; Siluriformes; Ictaluridae
Gene: trip4
Product: thyroid hormone receptor interactor 4
Exons: 13
Coding region: 112-1806 (564 amino acids)
Biological process (GO): regulation of DNA-templated transcription
Cellular component (GO): nucleus
Molecular function (GO): zinc ion binding
Source: RefSeq, a predicted model, not a curated record
UUUUGAAGCACGCGGCUCACGUCAAACUAUUACUGCUAGCUAGCUGCUGAGUGAAACUGCUGGCUAGUUGCGUGUUGUAAAACUAAAAGAUUCUCCACAAAAUUACUCAUAAUGUCGGAAUCUCUGCAUCGCUGGUGUGUGCAGGAGUUACACAGCCAGUUUGGCCUGGAAGCGAGUGAUGACAUUGUUCAGUACAUCCUGUCCAUCAGUGAUGAGGAUGAGUUUGUGGAGUAUGUCGGUGAUCUUCUGCAGGGAACAGAAGGGAGGAAGAAGGAGUUUGUUGACGAGCUGCUGGAGAGAUGGCGACGCUGUCAGAAACAGCAGGACAGAGACACGGACCUGAUCCUCACGAGAACAGAGGGUCCAGACACAACAAAAGACACUCAGAAGAAAAAACGGAAAGGACGGAACAAACAAGAGGUGGUCUCGAUCAGUCCGGCUGAACCCGAGCCGGAGAUUGUAAAAACUCCCAUCGACCUGAUGAAGGCACAAGAGAACAGCAGCAGCUCUUCCUCCACUAAGAAGAAGAACAAAUUUGUGAAUUUAUACGCCAAAGAGGGUCAGGAUAGACUCACUGUCCUGCUGCCUGGACGUCAUUCCUGCGACUGCUUAGCUCAGAAACACAAACUGAUUAACAACUGCCUGACCUGUGGCCGGAUCGUGUGUGAACAGGAGGGCUCUGGCCCGUGUUUCUUCUGCGGCAGUCUGGUGUGUACUUCAGAAGAGCAAGAGAUUUUGCAGCGGGACUCGAACAAAAGUCAGAGACUCCGUAAGAAACUCAUGGGAGAUCACAUCGUAUCUGAGGGAGAUCAAGACUUCCUUCCCCACCAGGAGGCCAGGAUGAAGGCAGGCUUGGAGAAAGCCAUUCAGCACAAAGAUAAACUGCUGGAGUUUGACAAGAACAGCGUUCGCCGGACUCAGGUGUUGGACGACGAGUCCGAUUAUUUCGCCGCCGACUCCAACCAGUGGCUGUCCCCGGUGGAGCGCGAGACACUACGCAAGCGGGCGGAGGAGCUCCGGGAGCUUCGGCACGCCUCCCACAAAGACCGUAAGAUCACGCUCGACUUCGCCGGUAGACGAGUUCUGGAGGAAGGAGAAAACCUGACGCAGUAUUACAACAAGUACGAUGAGACCGUCAAGGCCAUCAACACCGGGACCCUCAUCCAAACCCCGAAGAGCUCGGCUCCAGCUGGCCGUCAACACCUCAGGGAGCUCGUCAACCCAAAUAUUCAGCAGGCUGCACCUCAGUGGGUGGAUGUAGGCGGUGGCAGUUCCUCUCGCAGAGCUACAUCGGCAGACGUUGAGCAGAAAGCAGAGCGCUCUCGACUGAGGAUUCAGGACCGGGAGUUGCAGGAAAUGGCGGAUGGAGGCUGGUGUCUCAGCAUGCACCAGCCCUGGGCCUCACUUCUUACCUGCGGCAUAAAGAGAGUGGAGGGCAGGACGUGGUACACCUCACACAGAGGCCGUCUGUGGAUCGCCGCUGCAGCCAAAAAGCCCACGCCUCAGGAGAUUGCACAGGUGGAGGCCAUGUAUCGGCAGAUCUGCAAACAAGAUCUGCACUUUCCUAAAGACUAUCCUACAGGCUGCCUGCUCGGCUGUGUCAACAUGACAGACUGCCUUUCCCAGGAGCAGUUCAGGGAGCAGUAUCCUCACAUCGGCGACGAGUCCGCCUCUCCAUUCGUCUUCAUUUGCACCAACCCCCAGGAGCUGCUGGUGAAAUUCCCCAUGAAAGGGAAACACAAGAUCUGGAAGCUGGAGAGUCAGAUUCACCAAAGUGCCAAGAGGGGGUUAAUGCAGCCAGCCUGACCUCCACAAAGCCACGCCGGGCCACGAGGACCCGAACUUCCAGCCAAUAGAAGAGUGGAGCUGGCCGUGUCACACUACAGUGCCAUUCAUCAUGGGACACUGUUUCCAACGGGACAAAGCGACACUCUGCGUUUUCUCUUGAAACUUUGGCUUGACUUAUUUCAAAAAAAAAAAAGUCAAUUAAAAUGAAGUGAAAUCA